UGUUAAGCAAAUAUAUGGCUAUAUCAGUGGUAGCCAGGGAAGAAGACUAUUCUUCUGGUUCUUCGAGUCUCGUUCUGAUCCAGCCCAGGACCCGCUCGUCCUAUGGCUUAAUGGUGGCCCUGGCUGCAGCAGCAUGACAGGACUCUUCCACGAGAAUGGACCAUGCAAGGCUAAUGAUGAUGGAACGGAUACCGAGCUCAACCCGUAUUCUUGGAAUACGCGAGCCAAUCUCCUCUUCGUUGACCAGCCUGCAGGAGCAGGAUUCGCUGACGGACCACUCGUGACGAAUGGCUCCUUCGAGGCAGCUGACGACUUGUACAUGGCCCUACAAGAGUUCUUUGCUAAACAUCAGCAAUAUAGAGAUAAGGACUUCUACAUUACCGGGGAGUCGUAUGCUGGUCAUUACAUACCCGCCAUAGCUCAUAAAAUAUGGCGAGAAAAUACUCGAGGGACCGAACCUAAUAUUAACCUCCGUGGACUAGCCAUCGGGAAUGGAUGGAUGAAUGCUGCACUCCAAGUUCUCGAUUACCCCCAUAUGGCCUUCGAAAGCUGUACUGCUCCCCACAUCGCCACCUACAAAGAAUACGUGGCGCAGACUGGAGCAGCAUGGCAAUGCUCGAGUGAAAUAAGAAAGUGUCUGUCAGGCUCCCGCUCUUCCUGUGGGUAUGCUGAAGCUUGUAUCGAUGAUCCCGCUGUAUUUGCCCCCUUGUUCAGACGAGGCAUCGACGUGUAUGCCGUUGUUCACGAGACCGGGUGA
Molecule: messenger RNA, 757 nt
Organism: Perkinsus marinus ATCC 50983
Lineage: Eukaryota; Perkinsozoa; Perkinsida; Perkinsidae
Exons: 8
Biological process (GO): proteolysis
Molecular function (GO): serine-type carboxypeptidase activity
Source: RefSeq, a predicted model, not a curated record